CAGGAGGAGAGGAAUUUGAGUGCCGCAACUGCUAGCAACCACGCAAGCAGUCUCCUAUACCCUCUGAAGUAUUACCACCGGCAAAGGGGGCCAAAAUUCGAUGGUGUCCCCCUGAUAUCCCAGCUCAGAAGAACGGCGACCGUACUUCAGAAACAGGGGGAUGUAGAGAGGGUGACCACGGUUGAAGACCUCAGGGCCCAGAGCAAGUGGCUGCAUUGGUAAGUCUGCUAGUAUAAAACCGAACGGAACAAUAAAAUGAAUGAAUGGCAUCCCCUAGUAAUGUUGAUGCCAGUAAGAAAAUAGUUGUGUUACCAAGGCUAGGCACCCGAACCUUAUUUUUCCAAGUGGAAUGCGUUGCAAAGUUUCAAACAACAACACAAAGAUCUCAACAUUUUGACAUCAGCCUCUUUUAAUGACUAAUGACCCACUGGCUUGUUAACAUAUCACGUGUCCCCACUUUCUCUUAAGGGAUGAGGUCCUCCAAGCCAGGGAAGCCCAGCGUUGCCGGUCUCAGCUGGCCAAAGACCGGCGGCAACGCGCUCGGGAGGCCCGUGACCUGCUGAUUUUGUCACUCUACACCCACCUCCCACCCAGCAGAGGCCUUGAGGUGCGGACAUUGGAGUUGGUUUGGGAACGCGAACUUGAAGAGCCCUUUGAGCAAGCACGGUAUCGUGACAGAAAUGUUGCCCUCGUCAAGAAGGAAGGAGGCAUCAUGCUCCACCUGGGGAUGUUCAAAACAGCCAAGCACAUUGGCGCGGAAACAAUUCCAAUACAGGUAAUUCUUAUCGUUACUUCUUCGAGUUAUGCGAACAAAAGCAGAGUUUCCCGUGGCACAUUUUCCUGACAACAAAUCGCAUUACCCCCUACCUCCCCUAUCAAAGUUCAAACGACUCGAUGGCUACGAUCAAUGACCAGGGAAAGAUAAAGGUCUGAGGAAAGCAAAAAGCUCUAAGCACGUGUCUGAAUCAAUAACGAUGAUAACAACAGCCUACUUAGCAGAUCCCCGGGGUGCAUCUUUUCCCUUCUAAAUAACAUUAUUUGCCAUUAAAAGUAAUUUAAAUUACAGGACUUCAAGUAAUUUUUCUCUGUUCCUUCCCCGCAGGUAGACAGCGAACUCUGCAGACGCUUCAAAGAGUUUGUGUCGCAAUUCAGAAGCGUGCUUCACCCAAAACCGUCCAGCAACUACGUGUUUCUGGUAAGUAUCCGUGUUAGCAGCUAUAGCUCAGCAAAAUUGUCCAGCUUGGUGAAAUAGCACUUGAAACUUGAUUAGGCAUUUUUAGGCCAAACAGGACUCUUGGGAACUGUAGGUGACAGUAAUGAGGUGUAAAAAAUGGAGUGACGAGCUCUGACUUUGGAUUCUCCUCUCUAUUUCAUUUCAGAAUUCGAAAGGUGCACCCUUCUCCAGUUCGUCGUUCACACAACAUUUACAGAAGAUGUUCGAGAACCUGACGGGAAACAAGGUCGCAAGCUUUGGGCUGAGGUCCUCUUUCGUAACCUGGGCAUAUUCGCAGAGGUAGGUCUGCAUCACUAUUGAACUGCACGUCGCCAUAAAGGUGGUGGAUCCCCGAGACCCACCAGUAACAUCACCAGACAGAGCCCGGGGAGGGGGCAGCGUGGAGAUUUCGCCGUUGACCCCCCCCAAAUUUUUGGAAUCUGUUGCUUUAAAACACUAUAGCCACACCGCUGAUAACCGUCUGUGUUCUUUCCUCUGUCUUUAGCGAAUGCGACGACCGCAUGAAAGAGAGCCUUGCCGCCUGCCUCCGACACUCCCGAGAGCAAGCCCAGAAGACGUACGACCGACGCACCGCCAACGAGAGAAAGACCAUGGCACUAGAGUUGGCCAGGCGGAAGGCCGAAGAAGGGCCAGCUGACGUCGAGGUUGCUGGGCCCAGCCACCAGCCGGCCAGCGACGAACCGGAGAUCAGGGUCGGAGACUUUGUCGGACUCGUAGCUGAGGACAGCACCCUACGGCAGCCUUCGAUUUUCCUGGGGCGUGUCCAAGCAUUCUUGCCAGAGGACCAAGUCCUCCUUCUGUGGUACAGGAACACUGCAGGGGGCAUCUAUACCCCGCACUUGGAUGGUGACCAGUGGGUGGAGUCAAAAGAGUCGCUAGUCCCCGUGAAGGUGGCCCCUGCCAAAGGGCGCGCCCAUGGCCAACGGCUGCAGACCAGCUUGCGUACCAUACACAAAGCGGUCAUGGACGGGACGAGGGAAUCCUGA
This is a messenger RNA of Porites lobata, 2220 nucleotides long. The record is from the annotation of a GenBank genome assembly. NCBI's taxonomy places the organism in Eukaryota, Metazoa, Cnidaria, Anthozoa, Scleractinia, Poritidae.